Molecule: messenger RNA, 549 nt
Organism: Thelazia callipaeda (thelaziosis nematode)
Lineage: Eukaryota; Metazoa; Nematoda; Chromadorea; Rhabditida; Thelaziidae
Source: the annotation of a GenBank genome assembly
GGAUCAGUUAUGAAUCGAAUAUAUGAUUAUUCCAAAAUUUCCGAAUCAUUGCGAUUUUCAACCUUAAAAAAGGUUGCCCACUCAUCGUCUAAUAGAGUAACACAAGCUGACUGUGUCUUUUGGUUUGGUGAUUUGAACUUUCGUCUUCGAAGUAGAAAACAGUUGGAUGCGCUGAGUUCACCAAAGAAAGAGCAAAAAUAUACAGUGGAUUCUUAUUUUGAUCAGUUGCUUAUUGAUGAUGAGUUAACGUUGGAACGAUGUAAAGGUAUGUUUACUAUAUAUUGUUUUUUAGGUACUAUUUUCGAAGGUUUUAGUGAAGCAUACAUUAACUUUCCCCCUACUCACAAAUUUGUACUUGGAACUAACGAUUAUGUGAGUAAUCGAAUUCCAUCAUAUACGGAUCGAAUUUUGUAUCAUGAAAGUGAAUCAGAUCGUAUAAAGCCCAUAAAAUAUGAUUGUUUAUGGGAAGAAAAUUCAUCUGAUCACAAACCUGUUUUUGGCCUGUUUACAAUGCGUGUCUUAGAUCAUCAGUACCAAUCAGUUAAAUAG